Molecule: messenger RNA, 2757 nt
Organism: Artibeus jamaicensis (Jamaican fruit-eating bat)
Lineage: Eukaryota; Metazoa; Chordata; Mammalia; Chiroptera; Phyllostomidae
Gene: SOCS3
Product: suppressor of cytokine signaling 3
Exons: 2
Coding region: 419-1108 (229 amino acids)
Biological process (GO): phosphatidylinositol phosphate biosynthetic process; intracellular signal transduction
Cellular component (GO): phosphatidylinositol 3-kinase complex
Molecular function (GO): 1-phosphatidylinositol-3-kinase regulator activity
Source: RefSeq, a predicted model, not a curated record
UACCCGCGAGCGCGGCCUCCGCGGCGGCUCCGAGUCGGACUCUCUGCGCUGCCGUCGCCUCUGCCGCGACCCCGGCUCACACGCCUGCCGCCGCAGCUCGCCCCGCGGCCCCUCGCCUCUCCCCAGCCGGGUCGACCCGGGGGUGCACAGGGGGCAGGGCAGGCGCCCGGGCAAAGCCCGAGGGACGCACGCGCGAGGGCCCCUUUGUGGACUUCUCCGCCGCCAACAUCUGGGCGCAGCGCGGGCCACCGCUGGCCGUCGCGCCGCCGCCUCGCCUUGGGGACCGUAGGAGGCUCAGCCCCAAGGCCGGAGACUUCAGUUUGGAAUCAGCCCCCCGUGAUGCGGUAGCGGCCGCUGUGCGGAGGCCGCCGAGCAGCUGCAGCCGCCCCCGCGCAGAUCCACGCUGGCUCCGUGCGCCAUGGUCACCCACAGCAAGUUUCCCGCCGCCGGGAUGAGCCGCCCCCUGGACACCAGCCUGCGCCUCAAGACCUUCAGCUCCAAGAGCGAGUACCAGCUGGUGGUGAACGCAGUGCGCAAGCUGCAGGACAGCGGCUUCUACUGGAGCGCCGUGACGGGCGGCGAGGCGAACCUGCUGCUCAGCGCCGAGCCCGCCGGCACCUUCCUCAUCCGCGACAGCUCGGACCGGCGCCACUUCUUCACGCUCAGCGUCAAGACCCAGUCGGGGACCAAGAACCUGCGCAUCCAGUGCGAGGGGGGCAGUUUCUCUUUGCAGAGCGACCCCCGGAGCACGCAGCCCGUGCCCCGCUUCGACUGCGUGCUCAAGCUGGUGCAUCACUACAUGCCGCCCCCCGGCGCCCCCUCCUGCCCCUCUCCACCGACCGACCCCUCCUCCUCGCCCACCGCCGAGGGGCCAGAACAGCCGCCGGCCCAGCCUCUCCCGGGGAACGCCCCCAGGAGAGCCUAUUACAUCUACUCGGGGGGCGAGAAGAUCCCUCUGGUGCUGAGCAGGCCCCUCUCCUCCAACGUGGCCACUCUCCAACAUCUCUGUCGGAAGACCGUCAACGGCCACCUGGACUCCUACGAGAAAGUCACCCAGCUGCCCGGGCCCAUUCGGGAGUUCCUGGGCCAGUACGACGCUCCACUUUAAAGAGCGAAGGGCAGGGGUCGAGAGGGGCGAGGCCUGGGUCUCCCCUCCUCCGUGGCACACGGCAGAAGCACAAGAAUCCAGCCCGGAGAGUCCUGCGGCUCUGGGGGAGCCUGGGGGACGGACAGGCCCCGCCCUCGGGCCCUGCCCCCUGCCGCAAGGGGCAGAGCGGACUUGGAAUGUGUUUGAGGGAAGGGGAGUGUCACCUGAGCGCUCCUCCCCCACUCCAGACUCCCGGGAGGAGCCAGGGUGGCCCGAAGGGACCACAGCAGCGACUGCGGCGGAUUGAUUCUCCUCUCCUCUCUGCUUCCUCGACUCCCGCGCGCUUCCAGACCAGGGACGCUGCGGGAGUGCUGAACUAGUGAGAACUGCUGGGGAAUCCGCAAACUUUCCAGCGGAACUUGUUUGCUCUUUGAUUUGGUUUUAAACAUGGCUUUAACCCUGAGCAAGUCUCAGGCCUGGGAAAGGGGGGGACGAGAGAGAGGGCGCCUCAGGGGCCCCCCGGGGCUGCAGGUUGGCCGAGGAAAUAGCCUCUCCCAGCGCCCAGCCCAGGUGAGGAGGGUGGCCACGGGCACCUCCCCUGGUUCUGGGAGAAGGCCAAGGGGUGACCUGAAGGGGACCAUUCUGCCCCCUCCCCCUUGGGACAGCCACCAGGAAACACAGGCCCCGUAGAGUCUGUUGAGAGCCCAGGACCCUUGUCCCGUUUUAAGGGGGAAGGGGCAUUUGGAAAGGAGAUAGACAGGCCGGUCACUUCUUCCCUCACUCGGGCUCUACCUCCCAGUACCUGGGGGUUGGGGGCGGGGAGUGGAGGAGAUGAGUCAUCUCUGACCUCUGACCCCUGACCCCAGCCAGAGAAGAUGGAGGGUUCUCCCUUGCGCCUCCUGUGUCUGGCUGGGAGAUUUGCCUUAAAUGCUCCCUGUCCCAUGGAUGGGGACUGGCACAUGAGAAGCCACACACUCUGCCGGUCCAGGCAGAGGCCCCGGGGCUCCCAGAGGACCGGCAGCUGGCCGCCCACCCACCGUGGGAGGUGGGUGCAGAGAGGGACGACCCUGCCUGCCCGCCAGGCACUGGGAGGGUGCCAGCCCAGUUGGUGCUGGGCUGCCGCAGGUGCCUCAGGGUGCCUCGGCUCUGGCCGCAGCACAGCCACCAGGUCCCACACCCCCCAGGCCCUGCACAGGGCUCCCUCCUUACCUGGCUGGGGGGCAUAUGCAGGGAGUCAUGGAGAGGCCAGGGCCCUGGGCCCCUGGAGGCCUCAGCUCGGCAAUAGCACUGACCAGUGAAAACUUACAGGAAUGUAGCGGGAUGGGAUUGCCUGGAAUCGUCUUUUUGGGUGGGGGGCAACUAAACACAAAGUUUUCUGUGUCAGGUAUCGUCUGGACCGGGCAGCUGUGUGUUGGGGGUGUUUUUAUUUUCUGUUACUUUGUUUUGUUUUUUAAUGAUGUUUACAAUCUGCCUCAAUCGCCCUGUCUUUUAUAAAGAUUCCACCUCCAGCCCUCUCCCCUCCCCCCACUCAGGCCUUCAAGGCUGUUAGGAGAUGCUUGAAGAACUCAACGAAAUACCAAUCCACGUCAAACUUUGCACAUAUUUAUAUUUAUAUUCAGAAAGAAACAUUUCAGUAAUUUAUAAUAAAGAGCACUAUUUUUUAAUGAAAA